Molecule: messenger RNA, 1536 nt
Organism: Cylindrotheca closterium
Lineage: Eukaryota; Bacillariophyta; Bacillariophyceae; Bacillariales; Bacillariaceae
Source: the annotation of a GenBank genome assembly
AUGCCCAAUCGAAGCAUCGAUAUCGCCUCAUCAGAGGAGUUUAGCUACAAUGUUGAGGCCUAUCGUGCCGAGAUCUUGUCGGAAGGAUACGUUGACGAGCGCUCAACAGGUUUCGACCUAGGAAACCGAGGAGGAGGACGAUAUGAGGGUCCCACCGCUGCUGGUAGAGAAGGAGCCCCCAAGUCGGCUCGUCAACCUCAAGCGUCUCCCGGCCCCAAUGCAGUUAACGUUUUUCGUAGAUUCUUGGGCGGUGCCCCAGGGGCUACUGUGCCAACUACUUCCCAGAAGCGAGUAGCCAUUGCUACUUCCAAACAAUCCUCUUUGUUCGAUGACAGUACUGCUACUGAUGCAUUUUCCGAAGCCAGUGCCGAAACCGAGGUAAUGGGUUCCACCGGACGCAGCACAGCUUCUUCUGGUAGUGGCAUGGAAUCUACUUUUGACUAUUCUACUGUGGGGGGAUCCACAGCUGGCACCAGUCGGUAUGAUACCAGUCGCUACUCCAGUCAGUAUGAGACCAAUCAAACACCACCCAUUCCUGAGGGAUCGAUUGCCCGUCAUAACAUUCCCACAUCCAACCUCAAGAACACGGUCAAAAUGGCCACCAUGUCUCUAACAGAAGCUGCCCUCGAAGAGAACCGAAAGAAUUAUGGAUGGCGCAUUGACCCCGCACAAAGCUUCAGUGAUUGGGAAAUCAAGAUUGUUGCCGAAUCUGGUCAAGUCAAACAAUACAAUGUGCACCGCAUGGCCUUGGCCGCCGGGCCUCGCAAGAGUGAAUACUUCGCUGACUUGUUUGGAAAGCAAGUGAAUAACUUCAAGAACCAACGUCUCCGCCUCGAGAUGCCAGACGAAAGUGCCAAGGUAUUCCCCGUCUUUUUGGAUUUUGUCUACGGUGAAAACGACCUCGAGUCUGUACAGGAGAAGGAAGAAGCCUACGCAGUCUACGAGCAGGCUGAAUUCUUUGACACUCCACUUUUGAAGCAAUCCGUGGCAAAUUGGUGCAAGAAACGCUUGCAAUGGUACAAUAUUCCUGACUUUUUGCCAGAGUUGGAACGCUUCGAAGACGCCGGUCCACUCGUGCGGAUGGCAGUCGAUUUGUGCGCAGCUGAAUUUGAAGAGCUGGGCACUGACUUUGGCUCCAAGAUUGAGCCCAAGUACUUGCAAAUGAUUUUUGAGAACCUCAUCGAGCGUGAAUUCAAGUUUGAUCGUGGUGCAGAUUACAUUUCGGAGAUGAUUUUGGAAUGUUGCACUGCCCACCCCGACAUGGCCGAAGCUAAUUUCUUGGGCUUGACAGAUAUGCGAUUCCUUCCUCUGGCCCCUGUCGAAGCCGUUUUACGACUACUGGCUGAGGAAGGCAAAUUCUGUGAUCCCAACUUGGAGGCCUCGACCCUUCAAUCCAGAUGCAUCAAGAGUUUGUCUGAGAAUUGGGAGUACUUCUCCUUCCAAUUUCCAUCGAAGGAUGACAUGGCCGCAGCAAUGAUGGCUCUACCCAAGAGCAUCAUGGCUCAACUAUUAGUAUUGACCACCGAACUUCCCUAA